Limanda limanda (common dab) is the source of this 5844-nucleotide messenger RNA. It is a transcript of the gene ank1b, whose product is annotated as ankyrin 1, erythrocytic b. The transcript has 43 exons. Gene Ontology annotation, biological process: signal transduction. NCBI's taxonomy places the organism in Eukaryota, Metazoa, Chordata, Actinopteri, Pleuronectiformes, Pleuronectidae. The record is from RefSeq and is a predicted model, not a curated record. Gene Ontology annotation, molecular function: protein binding. Bases 1 to 5844 code for a protein of 1947 amino acids.
AUGGCACAAGCCGCCAAGCAGCUCCGAAAGACCAAGGACCUUGCAGAGGCCGCCGCCGCGGAGCAGAGGGAGAAGGAGGAGGAAAAGUUAAAAAAGAGGAAUAAAUCCAGGGACCGCAGGCGCAAGGCGGAUGCAUCCACCAGCUUCCUGCGUGCAGCUCGUUCGGGAAACCUGGACAAGGCUCAUGAUCAUCUCAAGAACGGACUGGACAUCAACAUAUCUAAUCAAAAUGGUCUCAACGGGUUACACCUGGCUUCUAAAGAAGGUCACGUCAAAAUGGUUCUGUCGCUGCUCCACGCCGGCAUUGAGCUGGAAGCCACCACUAAGAAAGGGAACACUGCUCUCCAUAUUGCAGCGCUGGCGGGGCAGGAGAGAGUGGUGGCUGAGCUCGUCAACUAUGGUGCCAACGUUAAUGCCCAGUCUCUGAAAGGGUUCAGUCCUCUCUACAUGGCAGCGCAGGAGAAUCACUUAGAGGUCGUCAAGUUCCUGCUCGAGAACGGAGCCAAUCAGAGUCUUCCGACCGAGGACGGCUUCACUCCACUGGCCGUCGCCCUCCAGCAGGGCCACGAAAACGUUGUGGCGCUGCUCAUCAACUACGGCACCAAGGGCAAAGUCCGGCUUCCCGCACUGCACAUCGCCGCUCGGAACGACGACACGCGGACCGCCGCAGUUCUCCUACAGAACGAUCCCAAUGCAGAUGUACUCAGCAAGACUGGUUUCACACCUCUCCAUAUCGCAGCCCACUAUGAGAACAUGAGCGUAGCCCAGCUGCUGCUGAACAGAGGAGCCAACGUAAACUUCACACCCAAGAAUGGCAUCACACCCCUCCAUAUAGCUGCCAGGAGGGGAAACGUGAUGAUGGUCAGACUGCUGCUGGACAGAGGAGCACAGAUUGAUGCCAUAACAAAGGAUGAGCUGACUCCUCUCCACUGUGCAGCCAGGAAUGGUCACGCACGCAUUAUUGAGCUCCUGCUGGAACAUGGUGCUCCCAUCCAGGCUAAAACCAAGAACGGUCUGUCCCCCAUCCACAUGUCCGCUCAGGGGGACCACAUGGAAUGUGUCAGGCAGCUGCUGCAAUACAGCGCCGAGAUUGAUGACAUCACGCUGGACCAUUUAACCCCUCUUCAUGUAGCAGCCCACUGUGGUCACCACCGCAUGGCCAAAGUCCUACUGGACAAGGGGGCCAAAGCCAAUUCACGUGCUCUGAAUGGCUUCACACCUCUCCACAUUGCUUGCAAGAAGAACCACAUGAGGUCCAUGGACCUGCUGCUGAAGCACUCCGCCUCCUUAGAAGCUGUAACAGAGUCUGGUCUCACUCCUCUUCAUGUAGCAGCUUUCAUGGGUCAUCUGAACAUCGUGAAGAACCUGCUCCAAAGAGGAGCUUCACCUAAUGCUUCCAAUGUGAAAGUGGAGACUCCCCUGCACAUGGCCUCCAGAGCAGGACACUGUGAAGUCGCUCAGUUUCUGCUGCAGAACUCAGCGCAGGUCGAUGCGAAGGCUAAGGACGAUCAGACGCCUCUACACUGUGCCGCCCGCAUGGGCCACAAGGAGCUCGUCAAGCUGCUGCUGGAGCACAACUCCAACCCCGACUCGGCUACAUCUGCAGGCCACACUCCUUUACACAUCGCUGCACGCGAAGGACACGUGCACACCAUUCGAAUACUGCUGGAUGCUGGAGCGCAGCAAAUCAAGAUGACGAAGCAGAAGGGCUUCACUCCUCUCCAUGUGGCCUCGAAGUAUGGAAAGACGGACGUGGCAGAACUCCUUCUGGAGAGAGGAUCCAACCCCAACGCAGCCGGCAAGAACGGUCUGGCACCCCUUCAUGUGGCCGUCCAUCACAACAACCUGGAUGUGGUGAGACUUCUGGUCAGCAAGGGAGGAUCUGCACACAGCACAGCUCGAAACGGCUACACUCCCUUGCACAUAGCCGCCAAGCAGAACCAGAUGGAGGUGGCCAGUUGUCUGCUGCAGAACGGAGCUUCGCCAAACUGCGAGUCGCUCCAAGGCAUCACGCCCCUGCACCUGGCCGCACAGGAGGGGCGGCCGGACAUCGUGGCUCUGCUCAUCGCCAAGCAGGCCAACGUGAAUCUGGGGAACAAGAGUGGACUGACCCCUCUGCACCUCGUGGCUCAGGAAGGUCACAUGGGCAUCGCCGACACGCUGGUGAAACAGGGAUCGUCCGUUUACGCUGCUUCACGGAUGGGCUACACACCCCUUCAUGUGGCCUGUCACUAUGGCAACAUCAAGAUGGUGAAGUUCCUCCUGCAGCAGCAGGCUCAUGUGAACGCCAAGACAAGGAUGGGCUACACCCCUCUCCACCAGGCGGCUCAGCAGGGCCACACCGACAUCGUCACCCUGCUGUUGAAAACCGGAGCUGAGCCGAAUGAGAUCACUUCGAACGGGACGUCUCCCCUGGGCAUCGCCAAGCGGCUCGGUUACAUCUCCGUCAUCGACGUGUUGAAGCUGGUUACCGAGGAGUCCGUCUCUGCGAUCACGACAGAGAAGCAUCGGAUGAGUUUUCCUGAGACAGUGGAUGAGAUAUUGGAUGUCUCAGAGGAUGAAGGGGUUGCCCAGCUAACGUUAGGAGACGAGUUGCUCGGGAUGGACGGCGCUCGCUACUUGAAGCUUGAUGACUUCAAGGACCAGGACGAUGACUUCCUCUCGCCGAAGAAGACUAUGAGAGACUUUGAGGGAGGCUUGGGAACCACGCCGUAUUCUCCUGCUAUCCCCAGAAUCCCUUGUGUGUCGCCAGAGACAGUUAUGUUGGAGCACACUCCCGUCCCGCUGCCAAAGGAGUACGAUGACGACUCUCUCAUCCCGAGCAGUCCCGCUACAGAGACCUCAGACAAUGUCAGCCCUGUGGCCAGCCCCAUUCACACGGGCUUCCUGGUGAGUUUCAUGGUGGAUGCUCGGGGGGGCUCCAUGCGCGGCAGCAGGCACCACGGCCUCAGGGUCAUCAUCCCGCCUCGGACCUGCGCCGCGCCCACACGCAUCACGUGUCGUCUGGUCAAACCGCAGAAACUGACCACGCCUCCUCCACUGGUGGAAGGGGAGGGGCUGGCGAGCCGCAUCAUCUCCCUGGGACCGUCCAGUAUGCAGUUCCUUGGGCCUGUUAUCGUGGAGAUCCCACACUUUGCCUCCCUGGGUCACGGCGACCGAGAGCUGGUGGUGCUGCGCAGCGAGAACGGCUCCGUGUGGAAGGAGCAUCGCAAUCGCUAUGGCGACGAGGUGCUGGAAACUAUUCUGAACGGCAUGGAUGAAGACUUGGAGAGUCACGACGAGCUGGACAAGAAGAGAAUCCGCCGCAUCAUCUCCACCGACUUCCCUCUCUACUUCGCCGUGGUCUCCCGCAUUCAGCAGGAGAGCGACCUGAUUGGACCGGAGGGCGGCCGGCUCACCAGUAAGCUGGUGCCCCGGGUCGACGCCAUCUUCCCCGAGACGGCCGUCACCAAACGAGUGAGGCUGGGCCUGCAGGCGCAGCCAAUCCCUGAUGAGCUCCUGACACGGCAGCUUGGCAACCAGGCGACCUUCAGCCCGGUGGUGACCAUCGAACCGCGCCGACGCAAAUUCCACCGUCCAAUCGGGCUGCGCAUCCCACUGCCACCGUCCUGGAGGGAGAGUCCUCGGGACGCAGGGGAGGGGGACACCACCAGCCUGCGCCUCCUCUGCAGUGUCAUUGGUGGAACUGCACCAGCUCAGUGGGAGGACAUCACUGGGACCACUAAGCUGAUGUACGCUCAUAACUGUGCCAACUUCACCACCAACGUGUCUGCAAGGUUCUGGCUGGCAGACUGUCCUCGCACAGCGGAGGCCGUGACCUUUGCCAACCUGCUGUACCGGGAGUUAAUGUCCGUGCCGUACAUGGCCAAGUUUGUCAUUUUCGCCAAGAUGAACGAAGCGCGGGAGGGUCGCCUGCGCUGCUACUGCAUGACGGACGACAAGAUGGACAAGACGCUGGAGCUGCAUGAGAACUUCAGCGAAGUGGCUCGCAGUCGAGAUAUCGAGCUGAUGGAGGGCAUGCCGCUGCACCUGGAGUGCUCUGGGAACCUGGUGCCCAUCAGGAAGGCCACGCAGCAGCCGCGCAGCUUCAGCUUCCAGGCCUUCAGGGACAACCGGCUGCCCGUCUCUGUCAAGGUCAGAGACAGCAACAAGGAGGCUGCUGGCUUUUUAUCCUUUCUGCGGAAGUGCACCAAGUACGAGGACACGCAGCACGUUCUGUGUAACCUCAACAUCACCAUGCCACCUUGUGUCAAGGUUGUUGGGAGUGAGGAACGCAGGAGGACGUUAACCCCUCUCGCCCUGAGGGAGCGCUACAGUGCUCUGAACGAGCCAGGCCUGGCCACAGUGAAUGCCAUGGAGAGGACGGAAUUCAAAAUCAACAUCAUAUCUGAGCAGCUCGGUUUGAGUUGGGCAGAGUUGGCACGAGAGCUUCAGUUCGGCACGGACGACAUCAACCGGAUCCGUGUGGAGAAUCCCAACUCGCUGCUGGACCAGAGCUCGGCCUUGCUCAACCUGUGGGCGGGCAGGGAAGGCAAAAGGGCAAAGAUGGAGAGCCUGUACACCGCCCUGAAGAACAUCGACCGGGCGGAUAUCGUGACGUCCCUGGAGGGACAGGCCCAGCCGCCCGCGUCUUGCUUCCUGGACGAAGGCGCCUGUCGACUCAGCGACCGUGACUCCACUCUGCUGUCGCCCAGCGUCAGCAAUGAGAUCACGGACACAAGGCCGCCGCGCCUAGUGCACAAGCCUCGAGUUAUUAGACCCCCGUUUUUCAGAAGGGGUUACUUGCUGGUGCAGGAGGAGCUUCUGUCCCCGGCCUCCAUGAUGUACAACCUGCCCUCCCCACUGGGAGCGGAGCCCUACUGGCAGGAAGUGUCCAGCCUGGAGUGUGCCCCCAUAGCCACCACAGAGGAAGACACAUUAAUGGAGAUGUCAGAUGUUCAGGUGUGGCCAGCAGGGGUCAGCCCCUCUCUGGUUACGGUGGAGGACUCAUCGCUAGACGGCAGCAGUCGGGCUGACGACUCGGAGGGCACCACGCUGUCCCUCCCCUACAGCUUGGGUCGCCCGAGCAGUCGAGCCAGCGGGGCCAGCGGCUCCAUCAUGGAGCUGGAGGAGGAGGAGGAGCAGGAGGAGGAGGAUGAUGAGGAAGGGGAGGUUGAGGAGGAGGAGGAGGCGCCACAGGAGCCGGCGAGUGCACUGGCAGAAAGGGACAGGGUCAGGGCCAGUGGCGCCGUACCCAAGGUCAACCUGAACGGCCAGCUCGGAGGUCAGAGGUCGGAUGGGAGGAGAGGGGAGGUCCUGGCGGCAGGAGGAGGAGCAAAGGGAGGAGGUGAAAGGCUGGGUUCAGUGGAAGGGAUUUCUGUUGUUGCAGGCCAGCAGGUGUACGCCCAGCGGUGUGAGGUGUCGGAACUGAGUCGGGCCAACGAGCACAACGGAGACAACCGGAUGGUCGGGGGCGGAGCCUUUCAACCCUAUUUACCAGACAAGGACUCGCUGCAGGGCUGGGUCGGCUCAGUGACGUCGGGACGGGACGUCGGCGUGCGCGUGGCCCAGGAGGCGCUGCUGACUCCGGUGUGUGACACGGGUUACUCUCAUGUGCUGCGUGGGCGCCCCCUGCAGGGCACACGGCCCUAUGACAAGGGGCUGGGCUUCUCUCACCAGGAGGCGGGCCUACACAGGUUCCAGGUCAGGUUGCGUCGCAAACCAAGGGACGAGAAAGAGGACUAUGUACCUGAGGUUCAGUUUGCUGAUCAGCCCGCACAUGGGCUCGCUAGAAAAGUGGGGGUGGAUGUGAGAAAGGGUGCUCAGUCAGUGCAGCGCACCAGUCUGCGGAGAGUUAAACACUGA